Molecule: messenger RNA, 2008 nt
Organism: Varanus komodoensis (Komodo dragon)
Lineage: Eukaryota; Metazoa; Chordata; Lepidosauria; Squamata; Varanidae
Product: complement decay-accelerating factor-like
Exons: 7
Coding region: 374-1279 (301 amino acids)
Biological process (GO): negative regulation of complement activation, classical pathway
Source: RefSeq, a predicted model, not a curated record
GAACAAGCCUAGCAACGAACCACUGUUGUCAGCCUGCAGGGAAAACAACGUAAUCAUCGCAGGAAACUGGGGAAAGAGAAAAAAAGAAGAAGGAGGAAGAUAAAGCGGAAAUCCACCCCGUCACACAAGUGUACUUCUCACACUUCUUUGAGCCAGGGAGACCCGCACACGUCGACCGUCCUGCAGAUGCCGCUUUCCCGUUACAAGACCUUGAAUUUUCCGGAAGAGUAGCCCGAAGGCUUGUAUUGGACGUCCCUGGGUCGUCCCCUGCUGGCGCCCCGGUCUCCCUCUGUGCGGAGCUUUGCUGCACCCUCUCGCAGCCUUCCCGUGAGAAUCAGUCGCUCAAAGGGCUGCGGACCUCGCUUUCCUUGCAAUGCUUGGGUUCCCGCUGUCCGCUCUGAAUUCGAGGCUCUUCGUGCUUCUUUCAGUGCUUUCCGAAAUACACGGCGAUUGUGGAGCUCCGCCAACAUUGAAAAAUGCUGUUCCCUUGGAUAAAGAUUAUAAAGACAGCUAUCUUCCUGGCCAUUCAGUAACCUAUACCUGUUUGAGUGGUUUUUACAAUAUCCAAGGAAAGCUAGAUGUUAUAACAUGCCUACGAGAUUCUCAGUGGUCACCCCUGGAAGAUUUUUGUGAACCCAGCUGUGUUAAACCACCAAGGUUUAAAUUUGCCAGAAUAGAACCGGGAUUUGCUAAGGCCUACUAUGCAGCUAAAUCCAAAGUGAACUAUGUCUGCCGUCCAGGUUAUGAAAGAAUCCUUGGAACUACCCCUGUUGUAACUUGUCGUGAGAAUUAUACCUGGACAGAAAUCCCAGAUUUUUGUAAAGGAAAAUCCUGUGGUCAUCCAGGAAAACCAGAAAAUGGCGAAGCUGUAAUUCUAACUGAUUUCCUGUAUUUGGCAAAAGUACAUUUCACCUGUGAAGAUGGGUACAGAUUGAUGGGAUACCCGUCUAUCCAGUGCGCCCUGAAUGAAACUGAAGUCGAAUGGCAACCAAAGCCUCCCAAAUGUCAACAGAUCACCUGCUCACCUCCUCCUAAUAUUUCUCAUUCAUCACAUGAUGGUGAAAGUAUAAGAAUCUUUGCUUACAACUCAACAGUAACUUAUAAGUGUGAUCAUGGCUUUUCACUUAUGGGGGAUGCUUCUAUACGUUGUGCAACAGAAGAUAAAAUAAGUGGAGUCUGGGAAGGUUCUAAGCCUGAAUGUAAAGUAUUGUUCAGGAAGGAUCAGUUUAUGCUACAAACAAUAUCCAAUUUCAAAAUGACUUCAUCAUUUGAUUUGUAAUGUAGCCACUACUAUGCUAACCACUACGAUACUUAACUCAUCCAUACCUCUUGCUAUAGGACUACUGAAGAAAGAUCGUAAUUCCUCAGGUGAGUUGAGGAAAAAUUUUGCUCUUGUCCUCUGUAGGGAUAGCAAUGAAGCACGCACAUUUUAUAAAUAAAUGGAUCAUCUUACUGUAAGUGUCUAUGAUACAGAUAUUUCUUACUUCAAAUAGACUGUAACGGUAAAAAGAUAAGUCAAAUGAUAGUUUUGAUCUAGAGAUAGGCAGGACAAGAUUAGUGUGCUUAUUCAUGCUUUUGCCUUUUUGGUGCUAAGAUGUUAAGAUAUGAAAGUGGCAAUACCCUUCCAAACAUCAAGGGACUACACCAGGGGGUCAGCAUGGUUGGGCAACUGCAGAGGGCCCACAUGUCAGCAGGGUCCCACUGAUGAGAACUCCGGGAUCUGCUCCUUCUCUUCACCAGUAGAUCAGUAACAGUAUUUGUCAUGGCCUAGGUUCUCUUUGGUGCUCUUCCUGACAAGAAAGCCGCUUGUAGCAAAGAUGAGGAAAAGGAGAAGCAGCAGCAGGCAACAGUGUUGGUGACAAGGUGGAUUAACUGAAGGUGAAGAACCCAUGUCAGUGUGCUGUUCAAGGUCCCUCUAAAACAGGGGUCUCAAACUCAACUUACCCUGGGGGCUGCUGGAAGUAGAGUCUGGGUGAGGCUGGGCCGCAUCAAGUAGUCCACCACCGCA